Molecule: messenger RNA, 1116 nt
Organism: Porites evermanni
Lineage: Eukaryota; Metazoa; Cnidaria; Anthozoa; Scleractinia; Poritidae
Source: the annotation of a GenBank genome assembly
GGCCCUCCAGGUCCUAAGGGGGAUCAAGGACCUGUUGGAAAGACUGGAGCCAAAGGACCUCAAGGAGCUAAAGGGCAAAGGGGACAGGAUGGGUCUGGCAGUUCAGGGGUGAAGUAUGUGCGCUGGGGAAGGACCACAUGUCCUAGCGGGGCACAGAUAGUCUAUAAAGGUAAAGAGACAAAAAAAAAAAGACGUACUGUAAACAAGUUCCUGUUCCCUGAUAAUUCAAGUAUCUGGUAAUAGAUCAAUUUUUGAUGCUGAUACCUAAGCUGCAGAUAAGCGCACUGUGACAUUAUUAUUGGAUGAGGUUUUUAUGAUAUCCGGAAUCAGUAAUCAAGGUCGAGGUACUACGGUUCUGAAAGGCAAUCUGGACAACAAAACUCUAAGGCUAUAAGAAAUUGCAAGCAAACAAAAUACGGAACAAGCGACUAAUAGAAUAGAAAAUGUGGAUUGAAAAUGUCUUACAUACCUAAUUGGUGAACUUUAACGCCAUGGAAAUGCGCGCAUGCAGUUGAACUGUAAUAUACAAACUAGCUACUAGCGUAAGUCGCUUAUAAUAAAGCAAAUUAGGAUAACAAGCUUACAAUGUGGCUUUAAUGAGUUUUUGUGAUUAUUCUCCGUUUGCUUCAUACAGGUAUAAUGGGUGGAGAGCAUUUCGGUCACCGUGGAGGCGGUACAAACUACCUUUGCCUUCCACAUAAGCCAAAGUAUGACAGAUACAGAGAUGGCGUCCAGACUGGGGGAUAUAUGUACGGCACUGAAUAUGAAGUAAGUGCGGUCGUUGGCACUGUUUUCAAAAGAAAUAUCCAUGACCAUGAUGCUGUCUGUGUUGUCUGCUUUGUUAAGUCACGUGGCUCAAUGCUAAUGAUGCCCGCCAGGAAUGACUGUCCGUCUGGAUGGACCGAAGAGUAUCAUGGGUACCUGAUGACUGAACACUACAGGCAUAAUCACUCAAAAGAUUUCAUCUGCCUUGACGGGGAUCCAGAAUAUGUUCCUGGUAGCCAAGCAGACAGAAAUGGUGCUUUGCUGUGGCCUGUGGAGGGUAGAUGCGGCUCGCUACCGUGUCUUCCUUAUGUUGAGGGUCGAGAGUUGACAUGCGCCGUGUGCACUAAGUGA